Danaus chrysippus (African queen) is the source of this 5142-nucleotide messenger RNA. NCBI's taxonomy places the organism in Eukaryota, Metazoa, Arthropoda, Insecta, Lepidoptera, Nymphalidae. The record is from the annotation of a GenBank genome assembly.
AUGCAAACCAAUCCCAAAACUAAAGAAAUGUUUAUAGUCAGAGCUUUGGAAAAGAUAUUAGCAGAUAAGGACAUAAAAAGGUCCUAUCACAGCCAGUUGAAAAAGUCAUGCGAAGUAGCGCUAGAGGAAAUAAAAACUGAGCUGAAAAAUGGUGGUCAGCCAGAAACAUCAGAGAGUCCAACAUCAGGAACUUUACCACUACCCAAAAAUGAUGCAUCAAAUAUCAUCACUGCUGAAAAGUACUUUCUACCAUUUGAACUGGCUUGUCAAAGCAAAGCAGCCAGGAUAGUUGUGACUGCACUGGACUGCCUCCAGAAACUGAUUGCAUACGGCCAUCUCACAGGAAAUAUACCAGAUUCAACUACACCAAGGAAAUUGUUAAUAGAUAGAAUAGUUGAAACAAUUUGUAGUUGUUUCAAUGGCCCACAAACUGAUGAGGGAGUGCAACUUCAAAUAAUCAAAGCUCUCCUCACUGUUAUUACAAGCCAGCAUGUUGAAGUGCAUGAGGGUGCAGUACUUCUAGCUGUCAGAACAUGUUACAAUAUUUAUUUGGCUUCAAAAAAUCUUAUAAAUCAAACAACGGCCAGAGCUACGCUAACACAAAUGUUAAAUGUGAUAUUCACUAAAAUGGAAAAUCAAGCUUUAGAGACAGAAGCUAGUAAUGCUAACUUAGCAGCAGAGACGCAACAUAAAAUUCCUAAUGGUAAUAUUCCAAGUGAUAGUACCUCAUGUGCAAAAAAUGAGGAUAAUAAACAAGAAUCUAGUGAUAAGGAAGUUGAUGAUGUGCUAGAAGCUAAAUUAAUAGCUAGACAAAUUGUGGAUUCUGUCAUAGAUAAUGCUAUCUCAAUAGCAACAAAGAAAACUGUUCAAGAUGUGACCCAGAAUGGACCUGAAAAUAAUGAAAACCCACCCGAUGGUCAGGACAAUGUCAGUAUUAGCCAAGAGAGCAAUGGGCACCUUCACCCUGAUACAACAAUAGCAAGGAUUCCAUCACAAGAAAGUGUUGAUGUCGCUUCAGAGAAUGACACAUCAGUGACUGCUAAGUUCACUCAUGUACUACAGAAAGAUGCUUUCCUCGUAUUCAGAGCUCUUUGUAAGCUGUCUAUGAAACCUUUACCAGAUGGUACACCGGAUCCAAAAUCCCAUGAACUAAGAUCAAAGAUUCUUUCUCUUCAUCUAUUGCUGUCUAUCCUUCAAAAUGCCGGCCCUGUUUUUAGAAAUAAUGAGAUGUUUAUAACUGCUAUUAAGCAAUAUUUAUGUGUUGCCUUAUCAAAAAAUGGAGUCAGUUCUGUACCUGAGGUCUUUGAACUUUCACUGGCAAUUUUCUUAGCCUUGCUACAGAAUUUUAAAAUUCAUCUGAAAAUGCAAAUUGAAGUGUUCUUUAAAGAGAUUUUUAUGAAUAUAUUGGAAACUUCAAGCUCCUCCUUUGAACAUAAAUGGAUGGUGAUUCAAGCCCUCACUAGAAUAUGUGGUGAUGCUCAAAGUGUUGUCGACAUUUAUGUUAACUAUGACUGUGAUUUAUCGGCUGCAAACCUGUUUCAAAGAUUAGUUAAUGAUGUGUCUAAAAUAGCACAAGGAAGACAAGCUUUGGAAUUAGGUGCUACACCAAAUCAAGAGAAGUCGAUGAGAAUUAGGGGCCUUGAAUGCCUUGUAUCAAUAUUAAAAUGUAUGGUGGAAUGGAGCAAAGAGUUAUACAUCAAUCCCAAUAUGCAAACAACACUGGGAGAGAGACUGGUUAAGGAAGAAACUGAUCAUCAAAGUAUCAAAUCUCAUGGUGGAUCAAGUCUUAGUUUAGUUUCAACUGGAUCUAGUAAUAUUGGCAACAGAGAGACCUUGGAUUCACCUGAACAGUUUGAAGUUUUGAAGCAGCAAAAGGAAGUUUGGGAAACUGGUAUUGAUUUGUUCAACAGGAAGCCAAAAAAAGGAGUUACAUUCCUACAAGAACAAUCUUUACUAGGAACAUCAACUAAGGAGAUCGCUGAAUGGUUAUUAACAGAUGAAAGACUUGAUAAAACUUUUAUCGGGGAAUAUUUAGGUGAAAAUGAUGAUCAUUCUAAAGAAGUUAUGUAUGCUUAUGUUGAUUCUAUGAAGUUUUCUAACAUGGACAUCGUAGCGGCUCUGAGACAUUUCUUGGAAGGUUUUAGACUACCUGGAGAAGCACAAAAAAUUGAUAGACUUAUGGAAAAGUUUGCAGCUCGUUAUUGUGAAUGCAAUCCAAAUAAUACACUUUUUAUGAGUGCUGACACAGUAUAUGUACUGGCAUUUUCUAUAAUAAUGCUAACAACAGAUUUACACUCCCCACAAGUAAAGAAUAAGAUGACAAAAGAACAAUAUAUAAAACUGAAUAGUGGUAUAAGCGACAACAACGACUUGCCACGCGAAUAUCUGUCUCAGAUAUAUGACGAAAUAGCAGGACAUGAAAUAAAAAUGAAAAACGUCUCGCGACCGGGUAAGCAUAUGAUAGCGAAUGAGAAGAAACGGAAAUUUAUAUGGAAUAUGGAAAUGGAACAAAUAUCAACCGCUGCUAAAAAUUUAAUGGAAUCUGUAUCCCAUGUCCAAACCCCAUUCACUACCGCUAAGCACGUUGAACAUGUUCGACCGAUGUUUAAGAUGGCCUGGACUCCUUUCCUGGCUGCAUUCUCUGUCGGUCUUCAAGACUGUGAUGAUCCCGAGAUCGCGUCUUUGUGUCUCGAUGGAAUAAGAUGUGCAAUACGUAUUGCAUGCAUUUUCCAUAUGUCUUUAGAGAGAGAUGCAUACGUUCAGGCUUUAGCCAGGUUUACACUGUUGACAGCAAAUUCACCUAUAACGGAAAUGAAGGCAAAAAAUAUCGAUACCAUCAAAACCCUUAUAACAGUGGCUCAUACCGACGGAAAUUACUUGGGAUCAAGUUGGCUCGACGUCGUUAAAUGUAUUUCACAACUCGAACUAGCUCAACUUAUAGGCACAGGAGUUCGACCACAAUUUUUGUCCGGGUCAGGUAUUAAACCGCAACCAGAUUCCUUAAAAUUCAGCCUCAUGUCUUUAGAUCCUAGUGUUAAAGAACAUAUUGGUGAAACGAGUUCUCAAAGCGUAGUAGUCGCGGUGGACAGAAUAUUCACAGGAUCUACGAGACUUGACGGUGACGCUAUUGUUGAUUUUGUCAAAGCCCUUUGCCAAGUGUCUCUUGACGAACUAAGUCAUCCUACGAAUCCUCGAAUGUUCUCACUUCAAAAGAUUGUGGAAAUAUCUUAUUAUAAUAUGGGGCGUAUCCGUCUUCAAUGGUCACGAAUCUGGCAAGUGUUAGGUGACCACUUUAAUAAAGUCGGUUGUAGUUACAAUGAAGAUAUCGCAUUUUUCGCAGUUGAUUCAUUACGACAGCUAUCCAUGAAAUUUAUUGAGAAAGGUGAAUUUGCUAACUUCAAGUUCCAAAAAGACUUCUUGCGACCCUUUGAACACAUCAUGAAGAAAAAUAGUUCACCAACUAUUAGAGAUAUGGUAGUAAGGUGUAUUGCCCAGAUGGUUAACUCACAAGCACCAAACAUUAAAUCAGGAUGGAAGAACAUUUUUUCAGUAUUUCAUUUAGCUGCCAGCGAUCAGGACGAAGCAAUCGUCGACUUAGCGUUCCAAACUACUGGCAAAAUAAUAACAGAAUUAUAUGAAAAACAAUUUCCGGCUAUGAUAGACUCAUUCCAAGACGCUGUUAAAUGUCUAUCUGAGUUUGCCUGCAACGCUAAGUUCCCUGAUACGUCCAUGGAAGCGAUAAGACUCGUCCGAUCUUGUGCGACGGCAGUGGGAACGUCUCCGCAGCUGUUCGCGGAGCAUGCCGGCCUGGAAGGAGAGCCCGGUGCUCCUGAAGUAGACAGGGUGUGGCUACGAGGAUGGUUUCCGUUAUUAUUUUCACUGUCGUGCGUCGUUAGCCGCUGCAAACUUGACGUUCGUACUAGAGGCCUGACGGUCCUCUUCGAGAUUAUAAAAACUCAUGGCGAUUCAUUCCGUCCGCAUUGGUGGAGAGAUUUAUUUAAUAUAUUAUUUAGAAUUUUUGACAAUAUGAAGUUACCUGAACAUCAAUUAGAAAAGAAUGAAUGGAUGACUACGACGUGCAAUCACGCUUUGUACGCCAUAGUAGACGUUUUCACGCAAUUUUUUGAUAUUCUAGGAUCCCUUUUACUUGAACAGCUUUACGCACAACUGCACUGGUGCGUGCAACAGGAUAACGAACAACUCGCGAGAUCUGGAACAAAUUGCUUAGAAAAUCUAGUCAUAUCAAACGGAACUAAAUUUAACGAAGAAACGUGGAGCAAGACCUGUCAAAUUAUGUUGGAUAUAUUUAAUAGCACGUUGCCUACUACACUGCUCACGUGGAAACCUGACGACAACGAAGACAGCGAACACCAGAACGUGCGCCACGGUAUAUUGAAGAAACCACAAGGUGGUGACGAAGUGAAGUCUUCGAACCGUGUGUUCAACAGUCUGUUAAUCAAAUGCGUAGUUCAGUUAGAGUUGAUUCAAACAAUCGACAAUAUAGUUUUCUACCCGGCGACGUCUCGAAAAGAAGACGCUGAAACCUUAGCCUUGGCUGCUGCAGAGUUGACCGGAGGAACUCCUGGCACAGAACAAGAAUGUCAACGUGAAGAACAAGGGAUGUACCGGCUGCUCAGCUCACCACAUUUAUUACGACUAGUCGAAUGCCUGAUGUGUAGCCAUCGAUUCGCUAAGACUUUCAAUACGAAUAACGCGCAAAGGAAUGUGCUCUGGAAAGCUAACUUCAAAGGUUCCGUGAAACCGAAUAUGUUGAAACAAGAAACGCAAUCCCUCGCUUGCGUCCUUCGAAUAUUAUUCAAGAUGUAUAGCGACGAAGCGCGGAGGAGUCACUGGCCCGCGGUCCAGAAAAGUCUCAUCACGAUAUCCUGUGAGGCUCUAGAGUAUUUCGGUUCGCUGACCAAUGAGGCGCACCGGGAUGCCUGGACUUCCAUUCUUCUCCUCAUUCUGACACGAAUACUUAAAAUGCCAGACGAACGAUUCGCUGCCCACGUGUCCAGCUACUACCCCAUGUUAUGCGAGAUCACGUGCUUCGACCUCAAGCCGGAGCUACGCUCGGUGCUGAGGCGGGUUUUCAUCCGUAUAGGACCCGUCUUCAACAUCGUCAACGUCAACACGCAAUAA